This is a messenger RNA of Grammomys surdaster, 548 nucleotides long. It is a transcript of the gene Trim61, whose product is annotated as tripartite motif containing 61. The record is from RefSeq and is a predicted model, not a curated record. The annotation marks the transcript as partial. The transcript has a single exon. NCBI's taxonomy places the organism in Eukaryota, Metazoa, Chordata, Mammalia, Rodentia, Muridae. Gene Ontology annotation, molecular function: zinc ion binding.
AUGGACUUCACAGCCCUAAAAAGCUUGUGGCAUAAGCGUACCUGUCACAUUUGCUCGGAUUUCAUGGAAGACCCAGUGACCACUAGGUGUGGGCACAACUUCUGUCAUGCCUGCUUCAGUUUGUUCUGGAAUGAUCUAAAAGAUAUCUUCCCCUGCCCCGUCUGUCAGAUUCACUUUCCACAGAGAAGCUUCAGCAAGAACCACCAGUUCCAUAACAUGACUGAAAUGAUUAGGCUCCCGCAGAAGAGACAGAGCAAGAGGAAGAGGCAGGAAGAACACACAGUGUGUCAGAAGCACGAUCAGCCUCUGGUCUUGUUCUGCGUGAAGGAUCGGGAUGUCUUAUGUACCCAGUGUAGUCUCUCUGUCGAACACCAGGGUCAUUACACCUGCUCCAUUAAGAAAGCCGGCUCGUAUCACAGGAAACAUCUAGAGUGCAUCACUGAAACCUUUAAUUGCAAAGUGAAACAAGUCACAAAACAGCUAGCUCUGCAGCACAGAAGAGUUCUUGAACUGAGGGAGGAGACUGAAUGUAAAAAAGAGAGAGAUAA